This is a messenger RNA of Macrosteles quadrilineatus (aster leafhopper), 831 nucleotides long. Its product is annotated as phosphatidylinositol N-acetylglucosaminyltransferase subunit C-like. The record is from RefSeq and is a predicted model, not a curated record. The coding region runs from base 1 to 831 and encodes 276 amino acids. NCBI's taxonomy places the organism in Eukaryota, Metazoa, Arthropoda, Insecta, Hemiptera, Cicadellidae. The transcript has a single exon. Gene Ontology annotation, biological process: GPI anchor biosynthetic process. Gene Ontology annotation, cellular component: glycosylphosphatidylinositol-N-acetylglucosaminyltransferase (GPI-GnT) complex; membrane.
AUGAACAAACCUAGGAGAAAAUGGCGGAAAAUCCUCUACGGGAACGAAGGUUACCCGGACAACUACACUGAUGUAUCGUUCCUGGACGAAAUGAAGAAGAACAUCAACAUGCAUCAAGUGACAUUAAAAGAAGCUAUUUUGGGAGCUGGAUUGGUCACACAAGAGUUCUGCCUCGUCGUUCUGUUCAUUGUUAUCUUCAUGUACCUUCACAACGGCUGGUUGCCUCUAGAACUCAUUCUGGCUCAAACAGGAGUAGUUUCAUUGUUCUGUUACGUGAUCUGUAUCUACAAUGAAUCUGGAAGAUUACGCCACGUGCGAACCGUCCUAGUCUUUUUCAUUUUCGGUUACAUUUUAUCUCCCGUGUUGAAAACACUGACUGAAUCAAUCAGUACAGACACGAUUUACGCUACCACAGUUUUCAUGAUGUCUGUUCACCUGAUUUUUUUCGACUACGGUGUCAAAGCUCUGAUAGUGUCGAGUUCUUUAUCGCUAAAUUCCGCUAUUUUUGGUGCCAUUUGUCUCUCUUCUCGGCUGCCGAGUUCGUUCCACGUGUUUAUUUUGUUGUGUUUAACAGUCGAGUGUUUUGUGAUGUUACCGCUUGUCUUAGCGAAAGUAGAAGGCUCGUUUGGAACAUUGUUUACCCUUACUUGUCUGACCGUUUACUCUCUAUGGACGGUUUCGUUUACGAUGACUGUGUUAUUUGUUCUCGUUGUGUUGUUUAUCAACGUUCUUUGUCCGGUUUGGUUCCUCAAGUGGUAUAGAUACAAGGAGAAUAUUUAUGGACCUUGGGACGAAGCUGUUGUCGUGCCUUUAGCUUCUUCUGAAAGUUGA